AUGGAUUCAGACGAGUUUAUGAAUCCAUAUCUUCCCUCCUCUAGCUAUAUGAACCUGUUACACAGCCAACUUGAUAACCAUAACCUCAAAUACACUCCUCUUGAUAGUCCAUGUUCUGAAACUCCAUCUGAACCCUCAUCCGAACCUCCAUUCCCUAAAGAAAAUCGCAAGUCAAGGCAUGCAUGGUUACCAACAGAUGAUAUCAUGUUGGUCAGCGCUUGGCUCAACACUAGCAAGGAUCGGAUUACUUCCAACGAGCAAAGACGUGGAGCCUUUUGGGGGAGGAUUGCAGAUUACUUUGCAUCCUGUCCGAAUGCUGUUGGUCGGUCAAAGAGAGAGGCGAGUCACUGUCGACAAGAGGCAAGCACACCAAAAGUCACUCUUACUGUGUUUGUACAAGCACACCGUGUUUGUCAUUACCGUGUUUGUACAACUGAUGCGGUUGAUGAAUACCUCCGUCUUUCUGAAACCAUGGCGCUAUCAUGCUUGGAGAAUUUUAAAGAUUUAGUCAUAACUUUAUUUGGAGAUGAGUACUUGAGAAGACCCACACCAGUAGAUCUUCAACGACUACUCGACAUUGGCGAGUUUCGUGGAUUUCCCGGUAUGAUAGGAAGCAUCGAUUGUACAUUAAACGAUAUCAAUAUUCUUGAUCCAUCUCCAGUCUUUGAUGAUAUUUUGCAUGGUCGAGCUCCUAAAGUUAAAUACAGUGUCAACGGACAUGAGUAUAAAUUGGCUUACUACUUGACAGAUGGUACUUAUCCAAAAUGA
Messenger RNA from Camelina sativa (false flax), 768 nucleotides. The record is from RefSeq and is a predicted model, not a curated record. Lineage: Eukaryota; Viridiplantae; Streptophyta; Magnoliopsida; Brassicales; Brassicaceae.